This is a messenger RNA of Monascus purpureus, 1317 nucleotides long. The record is from the annotation of a GenBank genome assembly. NCBI's taxonomy places the organism in Eukaryota, Fungi, Ascomycota, Eurotiomycetes, Eurotiales, Aspergillaceae.
AUGGAGCCGGACAAGUUCAUCGAUCCCAAUUUAACGCGCCAGGAUCUGCUGGUUUUGCAGAGUCUCCUGCGGGAUGCCCGGGAGAAAUCGACGGACAACACCAACACCAACAUCAACAAAGGCAAUGGCAAUGGCAACAACAAUGGCAAGGAAGCUCCAGAAAACAAGGAGACGUCCAUGAUAAACCACAUGGAAUCCCUCAACAACCCCCAAAGCCCGCACUUCGAUCCCACCGUCUUCGUCACCUGGGAUACUCCAGACCUCCAGCGAUUCCUCCCCAGCAUCAUCACCACCUACCUCCUGAAUCCCUACAUCCACCUGGGCCGCAAACUGGUCCGCGUGGAAACAGACGUCGUCAUGCUCACUCAUCUCCUCCUGUACUGCUGCACCUCCGUCCCCAGCGCCGUGUAUCUCUACUGCUACCGCUUCACCUGGAUCCACGCCGUCCUGCACUGGCUCAUGCAGUCCUACUUCACGGGAACCUACACCCUGAUGAUGCACCAGCACAUCCAUAUGAACGGUAUCCUGACCAAGCGCCUUGCCUUCCUCGAUGCCCUGUUCCCUUACAUCCUCAAUCCGCUCAUGGGCCAUACCUGGAACUCGUACUAUUAUCAUCACGUGAAACAUCAUCAUGUCGAGGGUAACGGUCCCGACGAUCUGAGUUCGACUAUCUACUACCAGCGGGAUUCGGUGGUCGAUUUCGCUAAAUACGUCGGCCGUUUUCUGUUCCUCGUGUGGUUAGAGUUACCGCUUUAUUUUCUUCGGCGCGGGAAGCUCGCGACGGGGCUCAAGGCUGGCGCGUGGGAAUUGGGGAAUUAUCUUGUUCUGUAUCUCUUGUGGAGAUUCGUCAGUGCGAGGGCGACGGUUUUUGUGUUCCUUUUGCCGCUUCUGCAGUUGCGCAUCGGGCUUAUGGUGGGGAAUUGGGGUCAGCAUGCUUUUGUCGAUGAGGUUGAUCCCGCGUCGGAUUUUAGGUCCAGUACGACUUUGGUUGAUGUUGCCAGCAACCGCUUCUGCUAUAACGACGGCUACCAUACCUCCCACCAUCUCAAUCCGAGAAGACACUGGCGCGAUCAUCCCGUCGCCUUCUUGAAACAGAAGGAUCGCUACGCUGAAGAGCAUGCUCUUGUUUUCCGCAAUAUCGACUAUAUCAUGCUUACCGUGAACCUGCUGCGGAAAGAUUAUGUCCACCUCGCCAAAUGCCUCGUGCCGAUGGGCGACCAGAUUCCGUUGAGUCUGGAGGAGAAAGCUGCCAUGUUGAGGGGGAAGGCGAGGAAGUUUACCGAGGCUGAUAUCGAGAUGAAAUUUCGUGGUAAGUAA